GUCUAUGAUGAGGUGCGACUCUUGUUUACAUAUAUAUGUUUUGGAUAUUUUACAUUUCACCUUUACCAUUUACUUCCAUGGGAUAUAACUUGAAUUAAAAAUUAUUUAAUUAAAAUAAAAUAUUAGAGGCGAUUGGACGGUUCUGUCUGCAAUUAUUUAACCUCAAAUUGAAUUAGUAAACGCAUCAAAUGGAGCUACCAGUCGAUGAAGAGAAAUAUAACUUAAAAUGGAAUAGCCACCACAGUAUUAUAGCAAAUAAUAUUUUAGAACACUUAGCUAGUGAGGAUCUUGUUGAUGUUACACUUAGCUGCGAAGGAAAAUUCAUCAGAGCCCAUAAGUUAAUUCUGUCAGCAUCUAGCCAAUAUUUUAAGGAACUCUUUCAACUUCACCAAGGUCAUAACCCAGUAAUAAUCAUGAUGAAUGUGAGAUUUGAAUAUAUACAAUAUAUCAUUGAUUAUGUCUAUAAGGGUGAAGUUAAACUGUUAUCUUCUGAGAUUGAAGGUAUUCUGAAGUUAGCAAAUGAUCUUCAAAUUAAGGGAUUGUAUGGUGUAUUGAACAAAAAAUUUGAAUCUCUUUCUGACAAAAAGACAAAUCUUUCCACACAGAAUAAUGGAAAAACGAAAGAUAAGGUUCAAACACAGAGUAGUACAUCAAAUGCUUCUGAAAAAGAAUCUACCGUUUCAAAGAAUUCAUUUCCCAAUAGUACAUUAAUUUUUGGUGAAGAACCUAAUUCAAAGGUAGACUAUGAAAGGAGACAAGCAAAGCAAAUUGGGAAGAGGAGAAAUAGAGAGAAAUGCAUUAUACCUAAGAGACGGAAAGUUGCUAAAAGUCCAGAUUGUAAAAAGGUUGAGACGACACAAAACGAUGAGCCAAAUAUAAUAUCAAAGUGUUCAACAAAUCCCAUAGAUCCCCUUGGUCAUUCUCUGCAGGUUGCGACGACACCAAAAGAUGAGCCAAAUAUAAUAUCACAGUGUUCAACAAAGCCCAUAGAGCCCUUUGGUCAGUCUUUGCAAAAUCAUUAUUUGCAGAGUGUGGCCAAUCCAACUGAUAUUUCAGAUGGCCGUCCUCCAAGCGUGACGAAUUCAACAGAUACUUCACGUGGCUCUUCUCCAUUACUCGAAGUUGUAGUAAAGGAAGAUUUAGAAAAAGUCCCAUCUGCAGAUGAAAAUCACGAUACCAAGUCCAGCGAUGCAAAUGUCGCGAAAUCAAUUGAUGGAAUCACAAAACCUGUAAAACAAAUAAGUGCAUUCAUGCUGUUCACUGAAGAAUUUAGACCGGGAAUAUCAUUACAACACCCAGAUGAAAACGUCAAGCAAAUAUCCUUGAGGCUCAGCAAGAUGUGGAAAGAUUUGCCAAAUGUCAAGAAAGAUUCAUAUUAUGAAGCUGCCAGUAAAGAGAAUGAGAUAUUGAGGCAAAAAAUGCAUAAUGGAAUUUUUUGAAUCAAUUAGUUAUAAUUAAUAUUUUUUUAUUGUCUAAUUUGUACAGUUCAAUUUUAUUUAUAUUUUAUUCGAUUUAAGUUAUUGGAUUGAUAUAUGAAGUUUUAUAACACCAUGAAUUGUUCAAAUUUGUAGAAUUCUUGUGUAACUGAAGAAUGAAUUUUAAAAUGUUUUUACAUUCGAAAAUGGAUAAACUCGCAAUAAAACUCUGCUUUUAAUUAGA
Molecule: messenger RNA, 1659 nt
Organism: Coccinella septempunctata (seven-spotted ladybird)
Lineage: Eukaryota; Metazoa; Arthropoda; Insecta; Coleoptera; Coccinellidae
Product: protein tramtrack, beta isoform-like
Exons: 10
Coding region: 189-1439 (416 amino acids)
Biological process (GO): regulation of transcription by RNA polymerase II
Cellular component (GO): nucleus
Molecular function (GO): protein binding
Source: RefSeq, a predicted model, not a curated record